This is a messenger RNA of Eruca vesicaria subsp. sativa (arugula), 330 nucleotides long. The record is from the annotation of a GenBank genome assembly. Lineage: Eukaryota; Viridiplantae; Streptophyta; Magnoliopsida; Brassicales; Brassicaceae.
AUGAAAAAGAGUGUGAUGAGAGGAAGCAAAUGUGUAAGAAAGGCAGUGCCUUACCACAUACAUUUGCCAGUAAUGGCUGUGAUGGUUCAACAAACAGAAGGAAUGCGUGAUAUCAUUACAGAUAAACACGUGUGGCAUCUGAGUGAUAAAGCCAUCAAGAAUGUCUGUAAGAAGCACGUGAUAGAGCAAUGGAAAAGGAUUUGUUCUACGCCAUGUUUACUUGUUUUUGUUCUCUCAAUGUCUCAAUACUGGGAUAAACAUGUUGGAAGCAGUCGACUCCUUCAGGUUCUCUCAACUAUUAAAACAAAUGGGCAUGCUAACUGGAGCUAA